Molecule: messenger RNA, 2346 nt
Organism: Cololabis saira (Pacific saury)
Lineage: Eukaryota; Metazoa; Chordata; Actinopteri; Beloniformes; Belonidae
Exons: 6
Coding region: 64-1032 (322 amino acids)
Biological process (GO): proteolysis
Molecular function (GO): serine-type endopeptidase activity
Source: RefSeq, a predicted model, not a curated record
UAUAAAAGGACUAUGAGAAACACCAUCCGCCUAUUGAAGGCUGGAGGUUUGUGAGCGAGCAGUAUGGCACCCUGGAUUGUAUGGAUACUCCCUAUAUGCACGGUCCUCACUGGACAAGGAAUAAAGGCUCUGGACUGUGGAGUGGCCCCUCUGAACACAAGAGUUGUGGGCGGAGACAAUGCUACACCUGGGUCGUGGCCCUGGCAGGUCAGCAUACAUGUCAACUAUUUGGGGACUCACAUCUGUGGAGGGACCCUCAUCAGUGACCAGUGGGUUCUCACAGCUGCCCACUGCAUUGUCCUAAAUGACCCGCGCGGGUGGAAGCUUUACUUUGGAAGAAAUACUCAGGCUGGCCCAAAUGUGAACGAGGUUUCCCGCACUGUGACCAAGGUCAUCGUCCACUCUAACUAUAAUGACACGCUGUACAACAACGACAUUGCCUUGAUGAGGCUCAGCAGCCCCGUCACAUACACCAACUACAUCAGACCUAUCUGCCUGGCGAGCAGCUCCAGCCAGUUCCACAACGGCACCUCCUGCUGGGCCACCGGCUGGGGCGACAUCAGAGCGAGUGAGCCAUUACCAAAUAAUGUUCCACUGCAAGAGGUUAAAAUUCCCAUCAUUGGAAACAAGCAGUGCACCUGUAAUUACAUCCCAGCCAAGGAAGCAACCAUCACUUCAAAUAUGGUUUGUGCGGGGCAGGAGAACAAAGGAAUAUGUCAGGGAGACUCUGGAGGACCUCUGCAGUGCAAGCAAGGCUCGUCUUGGAUCCAGGCUGGCCUCUCAAGCUUUGGCGUGCCUUGUGCUCUGGCUGGUUUCCCUGAAGUCUUCGCCCGAGUGUCUCAGUAUGAGACUUGGAUCAAAGAGUCUGUGGGCGAGGCAACAGUUGGCUUUGUGGUGUACAAUUCUAGUGGCACCGACCCAGACAACAGUUUUGUGUGUGACAGCGCAAGUUCUCCAACUUUGCUCAAGUUUUCAACCCAGUUUACAUUUGUCAGCUUUGCAACAGUGAUGGCGCAUCACAUUUUCGCUUAGUAGCACAGUGUAUUGCGCAGUGAUCCUUAAAUUUAUGUUAUGUAAUUAUUUUAAUUUAUUGAUGAUAUAAUAAUGAAAUGUAAUGUUAUGGUGGUCGUGACUGAGUUUGUGCAAUGAAAAUGUCUCUCACAUAGGUUGUAUGUAAAAGAUAAUUUUAUCCAGUUGAGGCCUUUUUGGCUCCUGUACGCAGCUAGCAAAGCACAUUUGGCCUAGUUACGGCACUGGUUAACCCAUAUCUAGGACAACCAUGCCCCAAAGUUUGCAAACUGGCUUUGGCAUGUGCAGUACGAGCCAGAUAUGACCAACAUUUCAGGGGUUAGUUUGGACAUGGAGUAUGGGAAGUGUUGUGAGGGCCAGACGACAGACGUGUGGCCGAGUUUAGGCAACCACAUUCACCUCAGUAGUGUCAAUCAAAGCCUAAUGUGGAAAGAAACUGCUGAGAAAUUUGGUCCAAAAAUUGGUCCAAAUAUUCGUGUUAUUUGUGUAGAUUCAUAUUCAAAAGCGUCAUCGUGCUCAAUAAAAGUCAAGAAAUAUUAAUUAUUCAAAUUAUUUAAAAUUAUAUCAAGCUUGUAAAUUAAAAUAAAAAAAUGUAAACAGCUAUAUUCACUUUUUUUUAUAACUAUAUAAUCUGUCAUUUAGCAAAUAAUUUAAUAAUUACACAGAUCAGCCAUGACAUUAAAACCAGUGGCAGGUAAAGUGAAUAACUCAGUCCAUUUUGUUAAAAUGAAAUGUUCUUCUGGGAAAAUCUUAACUUUGAACUAACAGCAGCAGCUCAGUAAUAAUCCUGCAAAAAACAGCUGAGGAAUAUCCAAAAAACACAACAGAGAGACUGACGUGUUCUUUCAUCAUCCAACCUCCCCAGAAACUCCAGGACACGCUCAGAUGUUUUUGUCCAUGUCCUCGACUGACACGGACAGAGCCCUUUUGAUGUCACGAGGAUGAUCUCCUACAGUAGUUUUAAUGUUAUGGCUGAUCAAUCUAAGGCCUCAAAGCCGUGUAGUUUUGUUAGCCGAGGUUUUACAUAUUACUCUCUAGCGCAACAAAAUCAGGUUAAGUCUGUUGCCCAUUUUGGUUAAGGCUUUAAACCAUCAGUUUAAAAACUAACAUACUGUCAUGAUGUCAUGAUCGCUAUUUUUGCUUCUUAAAGGUCGGAAGACUUAUAGUGAAACACUGAAGAGGAAACUGAACAUUUUUGUAAACAGACGGUACUGAACAUGCAGCUGGCUCAUAUUUCCUCAUAAAAUCUGUCACAGUUAAAAGUGUGAAUCUGUUCCCGUUGACAGCUGCAUCCAGCCAUUAAACAAAUAAUAAAAA